GCGCUCAGCCACCACCUUUCUCCCUCUCUCUCUCUCAUUUUCUCUCUCUCUCUCCUCCUUCCUGUUUGCUCGCCAGUGAGGGGGCACUCCUCCUGCUGUGUCGAUUGGUAGGCAGUUACAAACGUUACUAUUUUGAGAGAGUCAGUGAAUGCGCUCUGUGCCCAGUAGCAACUGAUCGAGAGAGGAGAGAGGCAGAAAAAGGCAGAGAAAGGCAGAGUGGGGUUUGGCUCGUUCUUCUGCACAUUAAGUGCUGUGCACAAGAGGAUGAGGGAGCACAGGGAGACUCGGACCUACGGCUGACGCUGAGCUGUGCCACUGAAUCCAGGCAGAAGCAGAAGAAGGCGGACAGCAAGUCAGGAGGUCGUGUGCCAAGGAGAUUUGCAGAACAGAACCAGAUUUUUUUUUUUUUUACGGCUCAAAGGGAAAGAAGGCAAAAGGAGAGAGGGAGGUGGAGGUGAGCAGAGAGAGGAAAGAUGGCGAGUUUUGGGAAACUCACAGACUACUUUAAUCGCCGUAAGUCUCAAGAGGAGCUGCGGGUGGGCAGGAGCUCGCAGCGCAGUGGCAGUUACUGCUGCACUGUGGCAGAGGCCAGGUCACUGGAAAGGAAGCUGCAGAGACCUCUACUGGCUAAGUCCCGUACUCUCCCCAGCAUCCCCCAGUCUCCUACAGUCUCCAGGGUCCAUCACUCUGAUCUCAUUGGUGGGAGUCCUCCUCGCAGGAAGAACUCGCCCGCUGCCACCAGCCACCCAAAGGCCUGCACUCUGCCACCUGCAGGGGAGCUGUGGCGUUUGGAGGAUGACAUGGAGGGUGAAGAUGAGCCUGAGCAUGGCGGGUGUACCGAGGCCCGCCCUCGCUCCCAGUCGCCCUUUUCCCACUUCCGGGCGCGAGCUGCCUACCUCCGCAAGAGCGUCUCAGCAGACGACAACCUGGACAUGGGCUUGGACUACAGCUCUGGGACUGUAGUCGAGGGCAAGCCAACUCGUGGCAAUAAGGGCAAGCUGAAGAGAAAGUUUAGUCUGGGCUCGGCUGACCGAAAGGAGAAUCAGCAUAAGAAGUCAGAGUCAGGGAUCUCCAAAUUUACCCAUCGUCUAUCCCUCAAAGAGCGCGUGGCCAAAGCAGAGAAGACUUCGUUGGACAGACCUCGAUCCUACAGGAGACGAUCACUUAGUGUGGACUGGGCUGACACUGCCAAGAUGACGCAGCCCAUGAGGGGGGACCAGGUCCACCAGCCGGCCCCAGCCUCCAAGUCGGCCAGCCUGUCCUCACCAAGCGCGGCUCGCCGCCUAUACCGCAACUUGUCUGGAAAGUUCCGUGUGGGCACCAACCCCCCUGCCCUGGAGGACAGUGUGGUGUCAGGACGGGGAGGAGACAAGGAGAGGCUGCGCAAAACCACCAUAUUUCAGAGUAAUGAAGCAUUGUUUGAGGCAGUGGAGCACCAGGAGUUGGACUUGGUACAGCUGCUGCUGUCCCAGUACAGUCUGGAGGAGCUGGACCUCAACACCCCAAACAGUGAGGGCCUCCUGCCCCUCGAUAUUGCUAUCAUGACCAACAACGUGCCCAUGGCCAAGCUGCUACUGCGAGCUGGUGCCAAGGAGAGCCCCCACUUUGUGAGUCUGGAGGGCCGAGCAGUGCAUUUGGCCACCUUGGUACAGGAGGCUGAGCAGCGGGUGUCAGAGCUUCAGGCCCAGGUUGGAAGUGAGGGUCCUGGUGAGCAGGAGGGAUCUGACCAGGAGAGGCAGCUAAAGGCCUGGGAGUGGAGGCUCCGGCUCUUCCGACGCAUGCAGACAGGGUUCCAGCAUGCUAACUCUCCAGAUGCUCCCAGUGUAGCUCGCCUGUCUGUCAGCAGCAGCACCAGUCUAAGGGUGGACUUCCAGGAACCUCUCUGCGUCAACUCUGCUGUGGUUACCAAGUACAAAGUGAGCUGGAGCAGUGCUCCUUCAUUCAGUCCUUUGCUGGGUGAGAUGGUGGUGGAGGACACCACUCUGCUACAGUGCAACAUCACUGGACUCACUUCUGGGACCUAUUACUAUGUCCAAGUGUCAGCCUACAACAUGAAGGGCUGGGGCCCUCCACUACUUUCUACCCCUGCCUGCGCGGCACCUUCCAGUUGGAGGGAUAUCGAUGGCCGUGCUCCACGUCAGAGAGGCCAGAAGGAGGCACUAGACCAGCUUCUGGGACAGAUAAAAGAAGCUCACCGCCACUGUGUCUGCCAUGAACAGUGUAAAGCUCCACCACAAGUGAGGAAGCACUCAGUAUCCAAAAGCCUGCGCCACCUCUUCCAACCCACCAGCAAAUUUGUUAAAAGCUUGAAAAGAGGUCUCUAUCUGACAUCCAUAUUCUACAGAGAUGACAAUGUGUUGGUGACUCCAGAGGACCAGAUUCCUAUUGUGGAGGUUGAAGAUUCCUACUCCAGCUCUCUCAUGCAGGACUUCCUCUGGUUUACCAAGGUAUCAUAUCUAUGGGAGGAGAUUCUCUGGCUGCAGCAGUGUCUCAGUCCUUCCCAGUCGUCCUGUUCCUGUACUCUGCAGACACGCCUCAAGAUGCUGCAGGCUGUCUCUCAGCUGCAGGGAAUGCUGGGAACCCAGGACCUCGGUCAGGUGUAUUUUGAGCCAAUCAAAGACAAGCAUGGUAACGCCCUGCUGGUGCUCCUGAAGGACAUGAAUGCAUGUCCCAACCUGGAUGGUGUUCGCUGGACGCAGCUUUGCAAACUCCAGCUCCAACGCAAGUCCAUCUCGUCCCCAGAUGAGCCCACUGCCUUGGACGUGCUUCUCAUCACACUCCAUGAGAAGCUGGCGUAUCACAGGCGAAGCAGGAAGAUGUUGUCUCCAGGCUUAUACCUGGGCUACCUGAAGCUGUGCACAUCAGUGGAGCAGAUCAGAGCGCUGGUGCCCCAGAAACUCCCCAAUGUCCUCUGUCACACCAAAAUUCGGGAUAAUAGCAACGUAUCCAGAGAGGAGUGGCAGUGGCUGCAGGCUCUCAGCUCUCUGGAGGAGUCGCUGGAAAUGGACCAAGAAGUACAGAGUGCUCCACAUCGCCUCCUACAGGACCUGCGCAGUGCCAUCAAGGACCUGAUGGCACACAUUAAUGUCCCUGGCAAUCAGGCACAGGACUUCCGUAUCUACAGCCAGGAAGUGUUGGAGUUUGGGGAGAAAGUGUCCUUCCUGCUCCUCCUGCCACCUUCAGAUGAAGUGUGCACAGCUCCUGGUCAGAAUAACCCAUACUCCCCCCGCUCUGGCUUCCUCACCCUGCCCCUGCAGAUCUUUGAACUGGUCCACUUUAAUGCAUAUAGCCCCAGUUUCAUUGGCCAGUACUGCAGAGUGUCAGCUUUGCUGGAGCUUGAGUCCCUCAUGUCCCAGCAGGCACUAAGGGAGGCCUUCUCCGAGGCCGAGCUCCUUGCUGCUAAGAAGAAACACCAGCAGGUCCAGGAACACAUGCAGCAAAUGGAGGAGGUAUGGCGUGAUGCAAGGUGGAUCAUGGACGCCUUGCAGUAUGCCCGCUACAAGCAGCCAAUGGGCGGUAUCUUCAUAAGCUGGAUAAUUGACUUUUCCAAGGAAGUGAUCCCCGACAAGCCUCCCUCCACCUCCUCUCAGCCAGACUUUAUGCCCUCUCCCAUGCCUUCACCUGAACCCUGCCGCAAGCACUCAGAUUUUGCUGGGUUAUCAGAUGAGGAGGGCUCUUCUGAGGUCUUCCUCACCACCGACAGUGACUACGACUCCAGCCGUGCCCAGAGCCCCCGUGAGCUGGAUCUGUUGCCCCCCUCACCGCUCUCAUCCUCUGCGCCGCUGGAGCCCCGUGGUUUCCUGCGUAGUGACGGCAGCAGCUCAGGAGGAGGGUUGUGUGGGGAUGGACGCGGAGGGGGAGCGCUAAGGGAUUCCACGCCAGAUGUCCUCCAGGCAUCAGAGCUGCUGCACGGGAGGGAAGGUGAGCGGUGUGGUGGAGGGGGAGGAGUUCGGUGUGGUGGGGAAAGGCGCAGGGGGGCCCCGGAGCUGUUUGACAGUGACUUCAUCCUACCCAGCAGGCAGAUUGAGCUGUUGCACAUCACAGAGAAGAGACAGGCCUUCUGUGUGAGAACCAGCAGCCUGGAGUUCCCUUCCACCACCUCAGCCCACCACCAGCCUUACUGCUGCCACACUAAUUGCCCCUUGCCCUCCACCUCACCACAGCGAAGAUGGCUCAGGCCCUCAUCAGUGGAGCGCUGUUGCUCGGCUGAGCGCUGCCUACCGCAACUUCCACCAGCGCGUACGUUAUCGCAGGACAGUGGUACACAGAGACUCUCCUCACCAUCGCCUGCUACCCUCAGGAAAGGCUGUCAUGCCACACUCAGAGUGUACCCACAGUACCGCACAGGCCUGCCAAAGGAGACCAGUGUUAAGCUUUGUGUGACUCCAGGAACAUCAGCACGGGAGAUGGUCCAGCUGGUGGUGCAGGAAAUGAACGUCGUGUCUCGGCGCAUGCUCGGCAGCAGCGGAGGCGGUGGUGAACAGGAGCAGUGUGUGUACUACAGUCCUGAACAGUUGAAGCACUUUGGCCUUGUGCUGGUUGUGGAUAAUAGAGAAAAGUGGCUUCAGGAUGAUUUCUGUCCCCUGGAGCUCCAAAACCCGUGGCUGAGGGGCAAACUGUGCGUUCGCAUUAAGGAGUAUUCACCACUAGCGCUCAAACACAGCCAGGCCACCACAGUGUGAUACUUCUAGGAGAGAGAAUGAGUUAAAGAAAACGUUUAAGAGUUCAUGCCAUGUGCAGAUUUUCUUUAGAUAAAUGUGUAUUGAAAUUAAGGAACUGUUACAUUUGUACAAACAGGCUCUUAACAGGCUCCUAAACUCUACACUAUUUUCUCUCUCACUGUGGUGUUACCGUCCACAACUGCAGCUAUAACAUAUUGUCAUGCUGUGUUUUUGUUAUCUGAAAGGCUUCUGUUUCCAUGAAAUGUGUUCUCCCGUAUGUAGGACCUUUUUUAUGAACAUCAGAGACCCUCAUAUGGACACCAAAUGAACAAUAACAAAAUGGAACAAAGAGAAAAGAGUUUUUUGUGCUGUCAGAAAUCAUUGGGAAAAAGAUUGUGAUGCUGAGCAAGAUUAAUGGAGCGUAACUUCGACUUCUGGCAUGAUUGACGCCGGCACAUCGGGCCAUGCACGUUGCCAAAACGUCAUGGGCAGCAUCGUUGCCUCCCCAUCCACACGCGGACACGGCUUUUCCUAUGAACUCUCUUAUUGUGUCAUUCCCAAAGAGCUGUCGGCUGCAGCCGCCCGGCCCCAUGUUCCCAGGAUGUGGGCUCUGGACCCGGCCCAGAGGGCAGGAAGGAAGAGAGAAGUACAGAGGGGGGCUGGCGUCUCCGCUUGGGGACGCAAUCGGCCUAACGAUUUGGCCCGUCAGCCUGUCACUCAACUGCUCUUGGCCACUGUACUGUCUGGUAGUGAAGCAGCCAAGCAAGGGGGAGAGAGCUUGAUAGAGAGCGAGAGAGAGAGAGAGAGAGAGAGAGAGAGAGAGAGAGGGGCGAGGAGGAGGAGGGUGAAGGCUGAAUCUUUUAGAACCUGGCACUGGCUCUCUGGUGCUCUUUUUCUCCCUUUUGCAGCAACAAAUCCUCUGUAUAGUAGACUCAGUCGUAGUGUAGCUAACAUAUACAAUCAUCUCAUUUUGUGAAGUAACACAAAAUAAAACCAGCUAAUUUGGAUUUUCACAACAGAGAAAAAACAAGCAAUACUUGACUCUUUUUGUUUUUCUAAUAGAUAGAGAAAAGCAUGUAAACCUUCCAGAAUUGUGCUGAGUACAUCUAACGUACUGUAGUCAUGCUGUGCUAAAAGUUAACCAGUUCAGUGUUUUGUUGUGUUUGGUUCAGUGGUAUUCCCAGAUGCAUCAGAAAAUGGUGCCCAUCAGUCUAGAGCAGUGUCCCCUAAAGGGAUUCUAUUGUGAAAGGGUUGUUAAGGGGCCCGGUGUUGUUUAGCAAAGUGACACACUGUGUAUUCCAGAGUGUCUCCUAAACUGCUUCAAGAUAAGUUAUAUAUGAAAGGACUAAACUGUAAGAUGGUUAAAAAUAUAUUUUACAGACUCUCAACGAACCAUGAGUCAUGUGACUAAUGAAGAAUAGUGAAGGCAUCAGUUGGCUAGUUGUCGGUUGCCUUGCUAUCUUGUCUGUACUGAAGGCGAAGACGCGGGUAACACGACUGUAAAACUCUACUGCAAAGGAAAAAAACGCAGUAAAGCUUGUUAAUCAACCUGCCGCGUUUCUUUAUUCUUUCACCUCUAUUUAGUUUGACAAAUUGUGAUUUGUAGCAAGCCAACCUCCCUCCAAAAUAUGACAUUAUAUCUCCUAUGCAACAAUUUCUUACUUUUAGAAUGCGCACACAGCGAGGCGCAGACAAGUGUAAUCUUCGAUGCAAUUUCAUCAAAAUUAAAACAUCAAAAGAUAGCCGAAAACGUUAAUAAAGGAUGGUGUACUGGAGAAGAGUUGUGUGACGUGUUUUAAUCUUGAUGGAAUUAUAUCUGUUAUGAACAUUCAUGCAAACAUAACUUGUAGUUAAUCAGAUUUUGAAAACCACAUCCCUUCACUCAACAAAACAUCAAUAAACGUAGUUUUCAAUAAUCAUUUCAUACUGAAAUGUGUCCAUUGUAACAUUUUUAAAGUAAAAUCUCAUAGACCAACAUGGUCAAACCCACAGUCAGUGUCGUCUAUUAGAUAACAUUGUAAUAGCUCGCACAGCCAAUUGUCAGUAAACAUGCUAGCAGAUUAACUCGCGAGUGCUAGCUUGUCUACCCUGAUCGGUUAUGUGACCCUCGCCUUGCAAGUCGUAGCGUUCAGUCAAGAGUUUUCCAUGACACACAAAUUUCUUGCGAUUACCUCAAUUACCAAAACACUGAUGCAGGUAUUGCACUUUUGGGAUGAACCACAUAAUAAAUAAGGCCUCUUAACAAUCUAAACCAUCCUUUUUAGUUAAUUUUUGGGAACCUGUGCCAAGGUUUGGUUUCUCUGUUCACACUAUACAGUCUGUGAAACCUCACAACAUUACAUUUGAAACAGUCUGUGCAUUGUUUACAUCGAACACCGCAUCUCACACUCACAGAAACUGAAGGCUGUUGUGUUUUAUUUAUUUUUUUCAGCAUACGAUAAAUACUUUGUUCCUGCUGUAAAACCUCAACCAGGCUCAGCAACAUCAUUAUAAUAACGCCCAGCAUUUCCAAAUGUAGCACCAGAAAGGUCCAAAAGAGGAGAGUUUGAUGGGUGAAGUCAGUGGACCUGGCCUCGGUUACUGUAGCAUUCCAGGUUCACAGGAUGCUGUGGAACCUGUCACAAGGGGAGUUAACAGUGGUGUCUCUCAAAGUGUUUACAGAGUUUAGUUUCCUUACACCUUCAAAUAUGUGUUUACGUGUAACUACUGUAUAACGAUGUCUUAAGACAAACUGAUGUUAUAAGUUGUAAUUGGUUUUACUAAUGGCUUGAACUCUUGUGUUUGCGCUUAGAUGUCUUCUUUAUUCACAUUGUUAAAGCAGUUUUUACGAGGGCCAACUGCAAAAGCAGAUCACACAACCAGAAACCGACCCAUGUACAUAGACAAACAAGACCAGGGGAUGAAUGUACUGUAUCUGCCCUAAAUGUGCAAGUAAGUGAAUGUGGGGUUGUCAUCACUGCAGAGGUCUAAGGUCAGUGAAGUUAUAGGCAGGGGACUGUCUUAAGAUUAUGCUGGGGGGGGGGGUUAAAUUCCCUUUCCAGUCAAAAAAUAAAGUAAAGCCCCAUGUUUACAAGGAGCUGUUGGCAGAUCCAUCAGGCGAAGUCAUGAAGGAGACAUCACGUCACUUUUUUUAAAAUCUAUUUUUAUUGAACAAUAAAUGAAUAUUACAAAA
Molecule: messenger RNA, 7833 nt
Organism: Siniperca chuatsi (mandarin fish)
Lineage: Eukaryota; Metazoa; Chordata; Actinopteri; Centrarchiformes; Sinipercidae
Gene: ankfn1b
Product: ankyrin repeat and fibronectin type-III domain-containing protein 1
Exons: 23
Coding region: 474-4682 (1402 amino acids)
Biological process (GO): establishment of mitotic spindle orientation; signal transduction; regulation of establishment of bipolar cell polarity
Cellular component (GO): spindle
Molecular function (GO): protein binding
Source: RefSeq, a predicted model, not a curated record